AUGUCGGUGGGGAGCUGGAAUGGGUCUGGCUUCGCUCAUGAUGUUGAUGAGCUACACAGGGAGAUUGCGUCUUACUUCCUUCCGCAUUCUUUGGGGAAUCUGCGUAAUGGAACGGAUGCGCGCAUUCCGAAGGCGCUGGGGGUUCUAGCUGAUAGUGGCCGUCUUGUCGCCAAUUUAAAUCAUGCGAACUGGAGGGAGCAGCUGAUCGGAAUCGUGGGAGAACUCCACCGGCGCGGGGCUCUUACUCUCGGUGUUGGUAUUAGCCCGCUCAGUAUUACCAUUGAUCGGAAUGAUGGUCAUGCAUGGUUGACGGGGUUCAUGAACUGUGAAGUUUCAGAAGGCUGCAACGCGACAGAUGGCAAUGAAUUGGACCGAAGGCAGAUACAACUUGUUUUUGAUCGGUGGCUGAGCGCUGAAAUCGAGGGUUCUCCUGCAUCUGACCCUGAAGGAAUCAAGAAGGGAGUGGUCACCCGGUGGGUUGGUAUCUCCGACAGUCAGCGCUGA
This is a messenger RNA of Aspergillus alliaceus, 504 nucleotides long. RefSeq lists its product as uncharacterized. The coding region runs from base 1 to 504 and encodes 167 amino acids. The record is from RefSeq and is a predicted model, not a curated record. The transcript is spliced from 2 exons. NCBI's taxonomy places the organism in Eukaryota, Fungi, Ascomycota, Eurotiomycetes, Eurotiales, Aspergillaceae.